Molecule: messenger RNA, 2359 nt
Organism: Bufo gargarizans (Asiatic toad)
Lineage: Eukaryota; Metazoa; Chordata; Amphibia; Anura; Bufonidae
Product: zinc finger protein OZF-like
Exons: 7
Coding region: 126-1754 (542 amino acids)
Biological process (GO): regulation of transcription by RNA polymerase II
Cellular component (GO): nucleus
Molecular function (GO): RNA polymerase II transcription regulatory region sequence-specific DNA binding; DNA-binding transcription factor activity, RNA polymerase II-specific
Source: RefSeq, a predicted model, not a curated record
CUUCCGGUGACAUCACACCUACCAGGAGAGGCUACAUUCUAGUCAGUACGCAGGUUCCUACAAUAUAGGAUCCGCUCAGUAGAUAUCUUCUAUAUAAGAUCCUUCUGCUGAUUGACCCAUCACGGAUGGAUAGGGACAGGGACAAGAUGACAGAUAGUAUAAUAAAUCUCACCCUGGAGAUCCUCUUCCGGCUUAUUGGAGAGGACUACACAGUAGUGAAGAAGACCUCUAGUGAGCGCUGUCAGGCCCCUGUGUCUGGAGAAUGGGGAAAAACCCUGAGCCCAGUCACAGGACCUCCACCUCACCCUCUGAUAGAGGAGGAAGUCAAUAGAGAGAAGAUCCUAGAACUCGCCAACAAGAUCAUUGAGCUGCUGACUGGAGAGGUUCCUAUAAGGUGUCAGGAUGUCACUGUCUAUCUCUCCAUGGAGGAGUGGGAGUAUUUAGAAGGACACAAAGAUCUGUACAAGGAUGUCAUGAUGGAGGAUCACCAAACCCUCAGAUCACAAGUUAAGGAAGAGAGAACAACACCAGAGAGAUGUCCCAGUCCUCUUAUUCCAGAGGAUGGUUCAGAAGAACAUCAUAAUGUUCCACAGGUUGAUCAGCUUUUGAAUAAUAUCAAGGCUGAAGAGACAUAUGUGAGGGGCGAUGAGCAGAGUAUAGAGGACAGCCCCACAGAUAACCACCCAGAUGACUGUACCAGGAGCUCAGAGGAACAUCUGAUAACUUCCGACUUUAAAGCAGAUGAUCAUGAAGAUACAUAUGAAGAGCAUGUCAUUAUCCUAGAUGUACCCUCGGCCUUUCAUGGCAAAGAUGGAUCAUCUGAUCCUUGGGAUGGGUUCCGAUCUUCUGAUUCAUCACAGACUGUUAGUCACAAAGAGAGUGCUGAACAUCAGAGAAUUCACACAGGGGAGAAGUCAUUUUCAUGUUCAGAAUGUGGAAAACGUUUUAACCGUAAAUCAAAUCUUCUUACACAUCAGAGAAUUCACACGGGGGAGAAACCGUUUUCCUGUUCAGAAUGUGGGAAAGGUUUUAACAGUAAAUCAAAUCUUAUUAUGCAUGAGAGAAGUCACACAGGGGAGAAGCCCUUUUCAUGUUCCGAAUGUGGGAAACAUUUUAGCAUUAAAUCCAGUCUUGUAAAACAUAAGAGAAUUCACACAGGGGAGAAGCCAUUUUCAUGUUCAGAGUGUGGAGAAAGUUUUAACGAUCAGACCAUUCUUAUAAGCCAUCAGAGAAUUCACACAGGAGAGAGACCAUUUUCCUGUUCAGAAUGUGGAAAAUGUUUUACAAUCAAAUCAAACCUUGUUAACCACCAGAGAAUUCACACAGGGGAGAAGCCAUUUUCCUGUUCAGAAUGUGGAGAACGUUUUAACUCUCGAUCAGUCCUUGUAAACCAUCGGAGAAUUCACACAGGGGAGAAACCAUUUUCCUGUUCAGAAUGUGGGAAAUGUUUUAACCGUAGAUCCUAUCUUGUCACACAUCAGAGAAUUCACACAGGGGAGAAGCCGUUUUCCUGUUCAGAAUGUGGAAAAUGUUUUGCAGAUAGACCACAUCUUGUUGCACAUCAGAGAAUUCAUGCUGAGAAGCCAUUUCCCUGUUCAGAUUGUGGGAAAUGGUUUACAGAUACAACACAACUUGCUACACAUCAGAGAAUUCACACAGGGGAGAAACCAUUUUCCUGUUCAGAUUGUGGGAAAUCUUUCAACCAGAAAGCAAGUCUUGUUAGACAUUGCAGGGGUCACACGGGGGAGAAGUAAUUUCGGUGUUCAGAAUGUGGGAAAUAUUUUAACCAUUAAUCCGAUUUUGAUAAAUAUCAGAGAAUUCACACGGGGAGAAGCCAUUUUUCAUGCAUUGACAAUCAACUUAUGGUCUGUGGUAGCGGAAUCCAUAACGGAAUAACCCGAACUUGAAAACAGAAGUUCACUCAUCCCUAGUUCUAACCAAAAGUCAGCUCUAAUGGCACAUCAAUGAACUUACACAGAACAAUAUUUCCAUGCCCAAAAUGUGGUUAACGACUUACCCACAAGUUACAUAUUCCUACCCCUUAACCCAAUUUUCUGUUUUCAUAUUUAACCCCCUAUCCUCCUAGAGACAUGUUUUUAUUUUUGUAAAAACAAAACCACAAUUCAAUUUUUAUCUUUUUUUUAUACUUUUUAAAACUUAUUUUUUUACUUUUUCAGCCCUCCAAGGGGACCUGAAUGUGCAGUCAUUAGAUUGUAAGUCCUAUUCAGUAAUGGGAUUUAUUACAUUACUGAAUAGGAAUUUCAGUAUAUUCCAAUGCAGUGGUGCCACCUGCAGGCCUACAUUGGAAUAUAUAUCGUAUUUUUCGCCCUAUACGAUCCACUCCCCCCCCCCCCAAAGU